UUCAGUUAAACAACAAAUCUCACAUUGAAAACAUAGGCAACAAUAUUUUUGAAUAUUUAUAAUAUCAAUAAAAAUUUUCUAAAAUCUGGUAAAUAAGCUGAGCCACAAUGAAUCGCGCGCUGGAGGAUGUAAUUCACAGACACGCUGCCAACACGGAUCGCAUUACAGCUGAGAAUACACUGGGCUAUGUGGUCUCUGAUAAUACCACCGGCAAUGUGGCGGCCACCUCUUUCGAUAAUACCAGUGCCCAGGGCAUUGUGAAGCACAUGAAUGGCAUUUUGGUCGGCAUCGUGCAGAGCGCCAUCCGGGAUCUGGAUCCGACAAACAAGCUCUGCUAUCUGCGUGUGCAAACACGCAAAUUUGAAUAUCUCGUCGCACCAGAAGAUCUGUUUACUAUUACCGUGUUGCAGUAAAAAGAAAAAGAUCGAUGUUUUGCAUUUGAAUUUGUUGCUUGCUCUCGAUGUUUAAUGCCGAGUUUAAGUGUUUGUGUGUGCUGGUGUCCAGUGAAUUAAAUUUUAAAUCAAAAAAUAUUGUUCUGUUGAACUUGAACCCCGGAUGAAUCGGAAAAGAAUGCCUGAAUCAACAAUACGAAUAAGAUAGAAUACGAUAUGCAGACCGAAAAUCCUUUAUAAUACCCAAGUGACAUUGGCAUUAUUUAUGGCAUGGCUUCAUUGGGCAGCGGGCACGAAAUUUAUCCAUGAGAAUGCGGCCUUCUAAUGCGAUAAUUCAAAAGAUUUACUUCUGUCAACAUGACCAUUUUGUAGACAAA
This is a messenger RNA of Drosophila montana, 769 nucleotides long. Its product is annotated as dynein light chain roadblock-type 1. Lineage: Eukaryota; Metazoa; Arthropoda; Insecta; Diptera; Drosophilidae. Gene Ontology annotation, cellular component: cytoplasm; centrosome; cytoplasmic dynein complex. Gene Ontology annotation, biological process: microtubule-based movement. Gene Ontology annotation, molecular function: dynein intermediate chain binding. Bases 108 to 413 code for a protein of 101 amino acids. The transcript has 2 exons. The record is from RefSeq and is a predicted model, not a curated record.